UAGAAAAGCUUUCACGAAUUUUAUUCAUUAAUAAUUCCUUGUGUCCAAAUUAAAUUAUGUGCUUCUCAUACGUAUUAUACAUAUACUUGUUCCGAAGGAAAAGAAUAUGUGCUUAAUUCCUCUAAUUCCUUCUUUUUCCUCAACCACAGGGCUAGCUUUAACAACGAGCUUGUUAUAUAAUGGUGUGACAUGAUUUGUUCGACAAACUCCAACAUUUCUUCCUCUACUCUCUUUUUGUUUUUACUAUUUUUUAAUUUAUUUUUUUUUAGUUUUGAAUUUAGAUCAUGGCUUCAUCUGAUCAAGCUAGCAAAAAAUAUUUCGAGCUGAAACCUGACGUAGCUAGCUUUCAAGACCUCAUUCAUUACCUAUUUUCCGGCGACAUUGAGAGCAAGCGAUUCAUUGAAAGCCUCAGAGCCAAGGAGACAAGUUUAAAGCGUAGAGGGUUCAUUUUUCUAUCUGUUUUGGUGCAAAGGGCGCUUCAAACUGUGGCAAUUCCUUUGUCCACAAUUGGUUCAGUCUUCGAGUUUUGGCUAAACCUUCUUGACUGCAAUGGAAAUUUUUUCCUUUUCUUACUGAAUAUCGUUCGAGGUUGGUCCGAUUAGUUGAUCUCCAUUUAUGAUUACUGUGAUUCAAUUAUAUAUAUGCAGUACGUCCAUUUUCCGCUUAUAUGAGGGUGAGAAAUAAUAAUAUGAUAUUCAUGUUGUAGAUGUAGGAAAAGUGAAGAUGCCAGCCAAAGAAUCAACCAAAUAUUUGUCUUAUCUUGGGCAUUUGGAUCUGAGAUUUGAGUUGGACAAGGGCAUUAAGCCAGGUGACAAGAGAUAUUUUGCAGGGCUAUCCGUAAUGGCCUCUAAACUAGCUUAUGAAAAUAAUGCCUUCUGCAAAGCUGUGGUUGAAGAUCAAUGGAAGAUGGAGUUCUUGGGGACAUAUGACUUCUGGAAUGAGUAUCAAGAGAGGAACUCGACACAAGGGCUAAUCUUCCAUGAUAAAUCUGCUAAUCCAGAUAUGGUCAUUGUGGCCUUCAGAGGAACGGAACUAUUUAAUUCAGAUGAUUGGUGUACUGACUUUGAUCUAUCUUGGACCAAAUUCAAGACCAUGGGAUAUGUUCACAGUGGUUUCAUGAAAGCUCUAGGAUUACAGAAAGAUCAAAGUUGGCCUGAAAAUGUCGACGAAAAACACCAGCUAAACCUAGCGUAUUACAGCAUCAGAGAGAAGCUCAGGAAAAUAUUUCAGCAAAAUUCUCAGACCAGAUUCAUUCUUACUGGUCACAGCUUAGGAGGAGCACUUGCAGUUCUGUUUCCUGCAAUUCUAGCAUUGCAUGAUGAAACUUCCAUAUUGGAAAGGCUUGAAGCAAUUUACACAUUUGGUCAACCAAGAGUUGGAGAUGAGAUCUUUGGGAACUUUGUUAAUGCACAAUUGAAACAGUAUGGUGUGAAAUACUAUAGAUUUGUUUACAACUAUGACAUUGUCUGCAGGCUACCUUAUGAUAGCACCACAUUGAUGUUUAAGCAUUUUGGAACUUGCAUCUACUACAACAGCUUAUACCAAGGAAAGAUUGUUCCAAGAGAACCACACAAAAACUACUUCUCUUUUAGGGCAAUCAUAACUAGGACAGCUGAUUGCCUUUGGGAAUUCCUGAGAGGUUUUCUUCUGCCUCGACUAUAUGGACCGGAAUAUAGAGAAGGCUUGCUUUUGCUAGGGUUAAGAUUGAUUGGUGUAUUGUUGAUGCCUGGUUUACCAGCACACAGCAUCCAUGAAUACAUAAACGCAAUCAGGUUGGGGACUGCUGACUUAUUUUGCUAAAGAUUUCAUGCUUUGUAACUCGGCUAGAUUCGAGUGUGUGGCUUUUCACUUAAAAUUCUAGUGCUCCUAUGACUAGACAGUUGGUUUCUCACAAUUUUGAAUGAUCACAUUGCUGGUUCUUUGGCUGUGUAAAUACUGUAGAUGUGAUUGCAUGAUUAGAUGGCUGUACUGAUCAAUUAAGGAAUGAUUAAUGUUCAUAGACAUCGCAACUAUGCAUUUGACAUGCUUAGAGAGACUAGUUCCUUUAAAGUAAACAAUACCCUUUAUCUCAAUUUUAAAUACAA
Messenger RNA from Oldenlandia corymbosa var. corymbosa, 2084 nucleotides. Lineage: Eukaryota; Viridiplantae; Streptophyta; Magnoliopsida; Gentianales; Rubiaceae. The record is from the annotation of a GenBank genome assembly.